Drosophila grimshawi is the source of this 1244-nucleotide messenger RNA. RefSeq lists its product as uncharacterized. Gene Ontology annotation, cellular component: plasma membrane. Lineage: Eukaryota; Metazoa; Arthropoda; Insecta; Diptera; Drosophilidae. The record is from RefSeq and is a predicted model, not a curated record. Bases 147 to 1208 code for a protein of 353 amino acids. Gene Ontology annotation, biological process: engulfment of apoptotic cell; phosphatidylserine exposure on apoptotic cell surface; apoptotic process involved in development. The transcript is spliced from 5 exons.
GCAGAUGGCUCGCCUUUGACGCAUAUACAUAGUUAAGCCCCAAGCUUGGCUCAAACAACAUCCAACGUCGAAGUGACUAAGAUGAUAAUUAAAUGAAAAAGGUCGCCUGUAUGCCAACUCCAAAAGAGAUUUAGCUUAGAUUAAACAUGGAGUACGGCGAAACCAUGGAGAACAUUGAGGCUGCAGCAUUGCCACAUGAGAUAACAACGUUCAAUAUCACAAUGACUGCAAUUUCGGCAUUCAUGCGGUGCAUUGCAGUCAUAAUGAACUGGUGCCUGGCCUAUGAUUAUUGGUUAACAGAGUCUUAUGCCUAUUGCUCUUGGACGAUCCUAUCGAUAUUAUUGCCAAUGAUUCUGACAUCGUUGAUAUAUUCAAAUGUACUUAUUGUCAGCAGUCUGGGCAAAAAACCUCUCAUCUAUACGGACCUAUUUUGGAAACUGGUACUCUCCUAUUUGUUUCGAGAUGCACAUACCCUGAACUGGGCAUUCAAGUACAACGAUGCUAAAAAGCGCGUCGACAAGGUUGCCGAGAUUGAAUGUUAUCGCAGACACUUGAAGGAAGAGUGUAACGUUGGCUUUAUACGACUUUUCGACCUAUUUUUAGAAACUGCUCCACAGAAAAUAUUGCAGCUGGCAAUAGUAUUGCGAUAUGUGAAAAGCUUAACGUAUUUACGUGCCCUGACUUUUCUGAUAUACUUCAUAAGCAUAGCGUAUUGCUUAGUGGCCUAUAAUCGCUCAAAUCGCUUGGUCCAGCUAGAUAAAUACGAUAUAGGAACAAAGGGACUUGUCGUGCAAUUUUGGUUCCUUCUAUGCCUGUCAUCUUCCCGCACGACUUGCAUUGCGUACAUGGCCAGCAUUUAUCCGACAGAGACUUGUGCAGCUUGUUGUUUGCAUGUGUUAGUUUGUGCGAAUGUUGUUUUUGUACUGGACACACCAAAGUUUGGCAUUUGUGCAUUUUUAAACUACAUAUUGUGCCUUGGGUUCGGCGUGGUUUAUGUAUUCAUAUUCACACCCGUUUCCGAUGCACCCACAAAGUACAAGUAUUCCAUUUACUUAUCGUUUUGUUUUUUGCAAAAUCUUGUCGUUUGUAUAAUUUGGAUACCAUUGCAGAUAUCCGUAUUGAUCAAUGUCUUAUAUAUGACAGGUAUUCUGCUGAUGAUCUACUAUUACUUGAAAUGCCAUCCAGGAAUUACAUCUGCUAUAUUUUAAAGAUGAAUAAAAAUAGAGUUGAUUAUUUGUUUUACA